Messenger RNA from Helianthus annuus (common sunflower), 1101 nucleotides. Its product is annotated as probable 2-oxoglutarate-dependent dioxygenase AOP1. Bases 1 to 954 code for a protein of 317 amino acids. Gene Ontology annotation, molecular function: dioxygenase activity. The transcript has 3 exons. NCBI's taxonomy places the organism in Eukaryota, Viridiplantae, Streptophyta, Magnoliopsida, Asterales, Asteraceae. The record is from RefSeq and is a predicted model, not a curated record.
AUGGGUUCAGAAGCAGCAUUUCAGCUUCCAGUAGUUGAUUUCUCAGAACUAAACACACAAUAUCCAGAUAAUAUUAUCUGGGAAUCUGCAAAAACCAAAGCCUUAGAAGCACUUCAAGAAUACGGUUGCUUUGAAGCGACUUUUGAUGAAAUCUCACCCACCCUUCAAAACACUGUAUUUGAUGAGCUUGGUCAUCUUUUUGAUCUCCCAUUAGAGACCAAGCAAAAGAACACUUCUGAUCGUGAGUUUCAUGGGUAUAUUGGUCAAAUCCCGUUCAUGCCACUCUAUGAAAGCAUGGGAAUUGAUGCACCUUACGUCCCAGAAAAAGUUGAUAAGUUCACCAACCUCAUGUGGCCUCAAGGAAACCCUAAGUUUUCAAAUAGCAUCCAAACAUACUCGAAGAAGUUGUGGGAAUUGGAUGGAAUGGUGAAGAAGAUGGUGUUUGAAGGGUUGAAUUUGAGGAAAUAUCUGGAAGAACACCUGGAAGCAACGAAUUAUCACCUGAAAGUUAUGAAAUAUCGAGUUGCAGAAGCAAGUGAGUCGACUAUGGGAUUAGAUUCUCAUGCUGAUACAAGCAUACUCACCAUUUUACACCAAAAUGGAGUUCAAGGCUUAGACAUUCGAACUAAAGAUGGAGACUGGAUUACGGUAACUGUUUCACCAAAUUCUUUUGUGGUCAUGGUCGGUGAAAGCUUCAAUGUUUUGUCAAAUGGGAGAUUGCAUGCACCAUUUCAUAGGGUGGUGAUGAAUGCGAACAAGACUAGGCUUUCGGUUGGUUUAUUUUCAAUGCCGAAAAUCGGGACGAUUGUGAAACCACCAAAAGAGAUGGUGGAUGAAGAACAUCCGUUGCUAUUUAAGCCUUUUGAUUAUGGGGAGUUCAUGGACUACUUCUGUAUGGCUGGUGUCAAGAAGGACACUUAUGGCCUCAAGACUUAUUGUGGUUUAUCACUCUGAAAAAUACCAAACCUUGAGGCGGAACAAGAUUAAAUAAAUGAUCAACUGCCAUGAUCAUAAUGCUUUUAUUAAUACAUGUUAGUAUGUGUAUACAUAUAUAUGUUGAAAUCAAUAACAGAACCUCUUAAUAUUUGUCAUUAAAGCGCA